This is a messenger RNA of Thlaspi arvense, 2467 nucleotides long. The record is from the annotation of a GenBank genome assembly. NCBI's taxonomy places the organism in Eukaryota, Viridiplantae, Streptophyta, Magnoliopsida, Brassicales, Brassicaceae.
UGUUCGUGCACCGUGCUCCGCGAACCACGGGAUUGCGACUUCUACCAGAUCCACCAAACCCUCAAAACAAUCUGAGCCGUCCAUUUUAUUUUGACCUCAUCUAUAUAUACUCUCUCACUACCUCUAGUUUUUCUUCGCACACUUCUCUCUAUCUCUCUCUCUCUGCCCAUAUUUUCAAAUCUCAGAUCUAGAGACCUACCCAGAGAGAGUAAUGGCGUUGCUCGUUGAGAAGACGUCGAGUGGCCGUGAGUACAAGGUCAAGGACAUGUCUCAGGCCGAUUUCGGUCGUCUCGAGCUUGAGCUCGCUGAGGUCGAGAUGCCUGGACUCAUGGCUUGCCGUACCGAAUUCGGCCCUGCUCAGCCAUUCAAAGGCGCUAGAAUCACCGGAUCUCUCCACAUGACCAUCCAAACCGCCGUUCUCAUCGAAACCCUAACCGCCCUCGGCGCCGAAGUCAGAUGGUGCUCCUGCAACAUCUUCUCGACCCAGGACCACGCCGCCGCCGCAAUAGCUCGCGAUUCCGCCGCCGUUUUCGCCUGGAAGGGUGAGACGCUUCAGGAGUACUGGUGGUGCACGGAGCGUGCUCUUGACUGGGGUCCAGGUGGUGGUCCAGAUCUGAUUGUUGAUGAUGGUGGUGACGCGACUCUCUUGAUCCAUGAGGGAGUUAAGGCUGAGGAGAUCUUUGAGAAGACCGGUCAGGUUCCUGAUCCGACUUCCACUGAUAACCCUGAGUUCCAGAUCGUUUUGUCGAUCAUCAAGGAAGGUCUUCAAGUUGAUCCUAAGAAGUACCACAAGAUGAAGGAGAGACUCGUUGGUGUUUCAGAGGAAACCACCACUGGUGUCAAGAGGCUUUACCAGAUGCAGGAGAGUGGUGCUCUUCUCUUCCCCGCCAUUAACGUUAACGACUCCGUCACCAAGAGCAAGUUCGACAACUUGUACGGUUGCCGUCACUCUCUCCCUGACGGUCUCAUGAGGGCCACUGAUGUCAUGAUCGCCGGAAAGGUCGCCGUUAUCUGUGGUUACGGAGAUGUCGGAAAGGGUUGUGCGGCCGCCAUGAAAACCGCUGGUGCCAGAGUCAUCGUGACUGAGAUCGAUCCCAUCUGUGCCCUCCAGGCUCUCAUGGAAGGACUUCAAGUUCUGACCCUUGAGGAUGUCGUCUCAGAAGCUGACAUCUUUGUCACAACCACCGGUAACAAAGACAUCAUUAUGGUUGACCACAUGAGGAAGAUGAAGAACAACGCCAUUGUGUGCAACAUUGGUCACUUUGACAACGAGAUCGACAUGCUCGGACUCGAGACUUACCCAGGUGUGAAGCGUAUCACCAUCAAGCCCCAGACAGACAGGUGGGUGUUCCCAGAGACAAAGACCGGAAUCAUCGUUUUGGCUGAAGGUCGUCUCAUGAACUUGGGUUGUGCCACUGGUCACCCAAGUUUCGUCAUGUCUUGCUCUUUCACCAACCAGGUGAUUGCUCAGCUCGAGCUCUGGAACGAGAAGUCGAGCGGUAAGUACGAGAAGAAGGUUUACGUUUUGCCUAAGCAUUUGGAUGAGAAGGUUGCAGCACUUCACUUGGGCAAGCUUGGAGCAAGGCUUACUAAGUUGUCAAAGGACCAAUCUGACUACAUCAGCAUUCCCAUUGAAGGACCAUACAAGCCUGCUCACUACAGGUACUGAGGAGAGAUUGGACAGAGCAGCGGUUUGGUUCUGCUUCUGGUUUGUGUCAGGUUAUUGUGGAAGAUAUUGGUCUUCUGAUGAAGUUGACCAAUUAUCGUUCUGAAUAAGGGUUGUGCUUGUUUUUCUUCAUUUUUCUUGAAACUUAAAUUAGCUUUUGGUUUAGUUCCAUCUUGAUUUUUAUUUUGUGUGUUUUUGUUCAACGUUGUACUCUUAAAACAAAUGAGUAACGAAAAAUGAAAAUGGGAAACUAUUUUCCGCAUCUCAAUUUAUUAAUUUCUUUGUCUUACGACUUUACUCUGUUUAUUACUCUGUUUAAAUGUGAGGUGAAGUGUUUUGGGAAUCACUGGAAGAUAAGAAAACAGAAUUAUAACUACAACCGCAAUGCCUUUAGAUCAUCAGCAUCAAACGUUUCAAACGUGUACAAUCAUUACUACAACCGCAAUGCCCUAAUUGCAAACUUUUGGUGGAGUUCAAAACAAAACAGUAGGUAUGCCCUAAUUUGCAUGGGACAAAAAUUUAUGUUUCUCGAGAAGAGGGAGUACUGGGUUCAGAGAUCUACAUGACUUCAACAUUUCAUUGCUAGCAAAGCACCUAUGGCGCUUAAUUCAAUAUCCAUCUUCCCUUUUGGUUAAGAUGAUGCAAGGGAGAUAUUACCGUCUAUCAAGCCCUCUAAAUGUAGAUAAAACCCUACUCUCCAUCGUAUGGGUGGAGUAGCAUCAUGGCCGCGAGACCUCUUCUCCUCCAAGGCCUACGUAAGACCAUUGGAUCGGGAUGUAACACUAGAGUUUGGAGCGAACC